UAUAUUUCAAUACAAAACCACCUCUCUCUCUGAGUUCUCAUUCAAACAAAAAUGGGUUCUCUUCCACAUUAUCUAUCAUCUUCAUCAGACUCUAAAAUUGACGAAACUACCCUCCUCGAUCUCUUCAAAUCUCAACAAAGCCACCUCAACUUCUUCUUCCAAAACCUCUCUCUCCCGCAAACCCUAGCCUUCACUCGCACCCUCCUCUCCUCCUCCGGCACCAUCUUCUUCUCCGGCGUCGGCAAGUCCGGCUUCGUCGCCAACAAGAUCUCCCAGACCCUCGUCUCCCUCAGCAUCCGCUCCGCCUUCCUCUCCCCCGUCGACGCCCUCCACGGCGACAUCGGCAUUCUCUCCUCCUCCGACGUCGUCGUCCUCUUCAGCAAGUCCGGCAACACCGACGAGCUCCUCCGCCUCGUCCCUUGCGUUCGCGCUAAAGGCGCGUACCUGAUCUCCCUCACCUCCAUUCAGGGCAAUGCGCUCGCUGCCCUGUGUGACAUGAACGUGCAUUUGCCUCUGGAGCGAGAAUUGUGCCCCUUCGAUCUCGCUCCGGUCACUUCCACCGCGAUCCAGAUGGUUUUCGGUGAUACGAUCGCUAUUGCGCUCAUGGCGGCGAGGAACUUGACCAAGGAAGAGUACGCUGCGAAUCACCCCGCCGGCCGGAUCGGCAAGUCUCUCAUUUUCAAGGUAAAAGAUGUUAUGAAGAAGCAAGAAGAGCUUCCAGUUUGCAGGGAAGGAGAUCUAAUAAUGGACCAGUUAGUGGAGCUAACGAGUAAAGGAUGUGGGUGCCUUCUCGUCAUAGAUGAUGAGUAUCACCUGAUUGGUACAUUUACUGAUGGUGAUCUACGGCGCACACUUAAGGCUAGUGGAGAAGGCAUUUUUAAGCUAACAGUGGGAGAAAUGUGCAACAGGAAGCCAAGAACCAUCAGUCCAGAUGCGAUGGCAGUGGAUGCCAUGAAGAAGAUGGAAGCGCCACCAUCCCCUGUGCAAUUUUUGCCUGUCAUAGAUAAUCAAAAUAUAGUAAUUGGCAUUGUCACAUUGCAUGGAUUAGUUUCCGCAGGCCUCUGAUGUGCAUAUAUGCUUGAUAUGUUUUCUGAGUUUUUAUUUUUGUGAUGAUUCUUUGUACUGUCAAUUCUUUUUACCCGUUAGGUGUGUGGGCUUCAUGUGUACUUCUGUUGUUUUAGUAGCAUUGAAGAGAAUAUGUAAUUCAUCGAAUUCUUAUUAAUGUAUGACUGGGUUUCGCUAGA
This is a messenger RNA of Quercus lobata, 1244 nucleotides long. It is a transcript of the gene SETH3, whose product is annotated as Sugar isomerase (SIS) family protein. The record is from RefSeq and is a predicted model, not a curated record. Gene Ontology annotation, biological process: carbohydrate derivative metabolic process; carbohydrate metabolic process. Lineage: Eukaryota; Viridiplantae; Streptophyta; Magnoliopsida; Fagales; Fagaceae. The coding region runs from base 52 to 1065 and encodes 337 amino acids. The transcript is spliced from 3 exons. Gene Ontology annotation, molecular function: carbohydrate derivative binding; isomerase activity.